Messenger RNA from Pygoscelis adeliae (Adelie penguin), 789 nucleotides. It is a transcript of the gene TMEM70, whose product is annotated as transmembrane protein 70. Bases 1 to 573 code for a protein of 190 amino acids. NCBI's taxonomy places the organism in Eukaryota, Metazoa, Chordata, Aves, Sphenisciformes, Spheniscidae. The transcript has 3 exons. The record is from RefSeq and is a predicted model, not a curated record. Gene Ontology annotation, biological process: mitochondrial proton-transporting ATP synthase complex assembly. Gene Ontology annotation, cellular component: mitochondrial membrane.
AUGGUAGCCAAUGUUGCAUCUUUUCAAGGAGUGGCUGUUCGCAGCCUCAGCACAUCCUCCCCUCAUGAACACCCAGAACACGGAAGAUUAGUUUAUAAAGGAAAUUUGGCAAAGGCAGUGUUAGGUGUGAGGUUUUUCUCUUACUCCACCAGCAUAUUCAACCUGUUCAUGAUGCCCUACAUCAUUCUCAAAACUGGUAUUGGAUUUGAAAGCCUGUUUAUACAAGCUGCCUUUUAUGGGUUGAUUGGGUUUUUUACAUUUGUAACGCCGGUUACUUUGCAUGUCCUUACAAAAGGCUAUGUGAUUCGACUCUAUUAUAAAGAUGAAAUGGACACAUAUACAGCCAUUACAUACAAUGCGAUCUUGACAGAAAAAGCGACUGUCUUCCAUCAGAAAGAUGUAAAGAUUCCAGACAUCACCAAGAUGUUUACAACAUUUUACGCUAAAACGAAAUCGAUGCUUGUUAAUCCGACGCUUUUCCCGAAUCCUCAGGAUUAUAACCAUCUCAUGGGCUACGACAAAUCCUUUUAUUUUAACUUAGAGGAGGAGAAGGAAGCUGAUGAAAGGAAAUAAUUUGAAGAUAAUGAAUGUCACUAUCAUUGUUCGUGGUGCAGUGCUAUAUAUGUGAAAGAAUGUAAAAUUCUAUUACAUUUUCUUAAGUAUCAGGUAGCUAGAGUUCCCCAAAUGCAUUUUGGAAUGUAUUAAAAAUACCCAUUUUUCUAAACUUGUAAACAAUGUGAGGGUUUCUUCGGAGUUAAUGACACAAAACACAGUAAAAAAAAAUAUGCU